ACUUACAUAUAUCAUAAUAUAUAAUCCAUUAUUGUAUUAAUAACAUAUGCAUAUCGACGUGUAAUUCUACCAAAUUAAACGGCAUAUUAUAAUUUUUUAUUUAUAUUCCCAAUAACGAAUACGAAUGUAAUAAAUAUUCUAUUUUCUAUGACUUUGUUGCAUGAAACUGUACGGUAAACUGUCUCUUUGUUGUUCGAGUGAAGGAUUAUGUCCGUCGUAAAUUUAUAAUCCGUAUUCGUGAUACGCAUGAUGAUUGUGUAUUCGUCUCUAGCUAUUCGAAACGUCGCAUCGCCUCUGCGAUUAAUAAAUACUAAAAGGUCGAAAUUGACGCCACCGUCGAUAAAAUACACGCGCUCAGUCACGAAAUUCCAGCAACCGCGUGUAUUGUGAAUUUAUGAGGCUAUCCCGCGAUAGGAAUUCGUAUUAUGUAAAUACGAGCAUGUAACGCACCAGCCGUGCCUUUAAAUAAAGUCUUCUACAGUGUCGUGGACGACACAAAGCCGCACGAUAUUGUAUUAUAUUAAUAGAUGUAGUUCCACCUGUUGUCUGACGUUUCCUAUUCUCAAUCGCGGCUGUUGCUCCUCGCUCGUUGUACAGCGAGGCCUUCAAAUAAUUUAACAAAUUCAACAAAUCUCAGAAAAGUAAUAACAGAAAAUAAAAAUGAUAAUAACGACAAUGUUAAAAAGAAUGUCGUUAAUUUGUUCUCUUCUAUUAUUUAUAGUCGCAUCGAUCAUUUGCAUGAGUUAUUAGUAACAAAAGAAUGAAAAGUUACUAUAUAUUAUUAUAUGUAUUAUAGAUGAUUUAAUAAUUCUUGCAUUGAUUUAUAAUCUUUCGUUUUAACAAAACAAUUGUUACUUGGAAGUAAUCUUGAAUAUGUACGAUAAUGAGUUAUAUAUAAUAUAGUGUACCAUUAGCGGUAUAAUUUUGUUAGAAUAAAAUAAAAUUGCUAUAGUUGUUAUUGCAAUUGUACAUUCUUUCCUUAAAGUAAUUUAUUGUUUGUAAUAGUUUUAAAAAAUGAGACUGAUCGGAGAAUUUCACGAUUUCCAAUUCAAAUUCGUCUUCUAAUAUUUCAUACAGAUGGCGUCGUCGUAUAGUCCGAAGUUGUUUUCUAACAUUGACAGUGUUUAUUAUAUAGGAAAGGUUAUAUCGUUCUUUUUCUGUUUCAGAAAAUAUUAUUUAACGAUAAUUAUAAUUUCUCGAGUGUGACGUGUGAUAGUAGUUAUCUUUUUCAUAAUUUGAUGACAUUCGUUCUUGUCAGUAUACAUUAUACUUUAUUUUCACAAAGAUGGUGGAUGCUUUGCAGAAUUGGAGUCCUUAUGCCAAAAAAUACGAACCCUUGAAAGCAGGUAGCAUCGAUGGUACAGAUACAGAACCACAUGAUAAAGCUAUUAGUCGUGCGAUGCAAGCACAUUAUGAACCACCUCAUGGAUUAAAAUCAAAACCAGAAAGGACAUUAUUUGUCGCCAGAUUUGGUCCAAAAAUUACCAAACAUGAUUUAAAGGAGUUUUUUUCUAGAUAUGGAGAAGUUGUAUCGGCAAAAGUUAUAGUUGAUGUUGUAACUGGAUUAUCCCAAGGUUAUGGAUUUAUUGAAAUGAGAAACGAAGAUGAAGCUAGAAGAGUAAUUAGACGUUGCGUAGAUGCUACGUUAAAAGGCUAUCAAAUUUUUGUAGAUUACGAGUGUGGACGUACUUUGCAUGGGUGGAAACCAAGGAGACUUGGUGGUGGUUUUGGUGGCAAAAAGGGGUCAGGUCAACUUAGAUUUGGUGGAAGAGAUAGACCUUUUAAAAAACCAAUCGUACCUCAUAUUAUUAGGUCAAAUCCUCAUCACGAACAACAUUAUCAUUAUGAAGAACCUCAUCAGUAUCAAGAACAUCACCAUCAAGGACAUCAACGUUAUUACCAACAUUAAGAAAGUAUCCAUAAUUAAAAUCUUUUAAUAAGUUUAACAUUAAAAUAUGUUGUAAUAAUGUUGUCGUGAUGUACCUGCGCUUGUUCAAAGAUUUGUUUGUAGAUUUUGUAAUUUUGACUUCAUUCUGGUAGAAAUAUUUGAAAUCUACACUUAUUUUGUGAAAUAUAUUUUAACGUAUUAUACGUUAUAAGUAAUGUAUAAAUUAAGAAGUAAAUAUCACUUACUAAAAAUAAAAUAAAUUUAAUGUCAGAAACUUUUAACGAAGAAACAAAUGUUUAAUAUUUCUCCUGAUUAUUUUCUAAAAUAGAAUUGAAAACUACGUAAAACA
Molecule: messenger RNA, 2237 nt
Organism: Bombus huntii
Lineage: Eukaryota; Metazoa; Arthropoda; Insecta; Hymenoptera; Apidae
Product: U11/U12 small nuclear ribonucleoprotein 35 kDa protein-like
Exons: 4
Coding region: 1286-1909 (207 amino acids)
Biological process (GO): mRNA splicing, via spliceosome
Cellular component (GO): U12-type spliceosomal complex; precatalytic spliceosome
Molecular function (GO): mRNA binding; snRNA binding
Source: RefSeq, a predicted model, not a curated record